CUCGCCGAGCCUGGGGAAACACAGCUGUGCUCUCCCAUCCAGACGUACAGGGGCGUCAUCCCGCUGGCGGCGGGGACUCCCUGAGCAGCCAACUCGGACCAGCCACUCCUAGUAGAGAAAGGAGUUUGCUGGCGGAACAAGCGGAGCGCCAAAGAAAAGAGGGGGGAAGGCUGCUGAGCAGGGGUAGCUCGACCGUCCGCCGCCGCCGCAGGUUCAGGCGCCCGGGGACCGAGCUCCGUUCAGACCGGCCGAGCCAUCAAGCAAGGCAGAAGGAAACCUCCGCACGCGCCAAAACGGCGAAGGGCAAGACGCUACUUUUCACAGCCCAGAGUUCUGAGGAGGAUGAGCCAACAGGAUGGGGAGCAAGCUAAUCUGUCCCAUUCCCUCUUCGAUGCCUUUCUCCGUGCCAAGCAGUGCAAAGAGGUGCUGGAGAAUUUUGAAGCACUGUGCAGACAUCUGGGUCUAGAACACACUGGCCAACUCCUGUUCUAUCACAAGCUCAAAUCUUGUCUAAACUAUUGGAGUGCCAAGGCUUUGUGGACCAAGCUAGACAAGAAAGCUGGACACAGAGACUAUGAUCAGGGGAGAGCAUGCGCCAGAACCAAGUGCCUGAUCAUUGGGGCAGGCCCCUGUGGACUCCGCACAGCCAUUGAGCUGGCCUUCCUCGGAGCCCACGUGGUGGUGGUGGAGAAGAGAGACGUCUUUUCCCGAAACAAUGUGCUGCACCUUUGGCCUUUCACUAUCCAGGACCUGCGGGCACUGGGAGCCAAGAAAUUUUAUGGCCACUUUUGCACAGGCUCCUUGGAUCACAUCAGUAUUCGUCAGCUGCAGCUGAUCCUGCUGAAAGUUGCCUUGCUCCUGGGUGUUCAGAUUCAUAUCAAUGUGCAGUUCAAGGGACUUGUUCCACCGGCAGCAAAUUCCAAAGGAAAGGGUGGUGGCUGGAGAGCUGUGCUGCAACCCAGCUCCUCACCCUUGAGCCAAUAUCAGUUUGACAUCCUCAUCUCUGCAGGUGGUGGCAGGUUUGUGCCAGAAGGUUUUAAGAGGAAGGAGACCCGUGGAAAACUGGCCAUUGGCAUCACCACCAACUUUAUAAAUAACCACAGCAAAGCUGAGGUGGAGGUAGCUGAGAUCAGUGGAGUGGCUCGCAUCUACAACCAGAAAUUCUUCCAAAACCUCUAUAACAAAACAGGUAUCGACUUGGAAAACAUUGUCUACUAUAAAGAUGACACUCACUACUUCGUCAUGACAGCCAAGAAGCAGAGCCUGCUAAAGAAGGGAGUCAUCUUAAAUGACAAACCAGAUAUAGAAAGUCUUCUGUCUCCAGAGAAUGUGAACCAGGAAGCUCUUCUUGCAUAUGCCAAGGAAGCUGCCAACUUCUCCACCAACUACCAGCUGCCCGAACUGGAGUUUGCAUUGAACCACCGCAGCCUUCCCGACGUCGACAUGUUUGACUUCACCUGCAUGAACCGCUCAGACAAUGCGGCUCUAGUGCGUGACUGCAGUGGCGCAAAGCUGCUCAUCGGGUUGGUGGGUGACUGCCUGGUGGAGCCAUUCUGGCCUUUAGGCACCGGUGUGGGCAGAGGGUUCCUAGCAGCUUUUGAUGCUGCCUGGAUGGUGAAAAGGUGGGCUUCAGGGACACCCCCGCUGGAUGUGCUGGCUGAAAGAGAGAGCAUAUAUCAGUGGCUGUCACAGACUUCGCCUGACAACACCAGCAAGAACAUCAAUCAGUACAGCAUUGACCCCACCACACGAUACUCAAACAUCAACCUCCGAGCCAUCAAACCCUCACAGGUUCGCAACCUGUACGUAACGGGAGAAGUUGAAAUGGACCAGAAGAACAGGAGAAGUGGCAGCCCAGAGAUCAUCUCUAAAGAUGCCAGCCGAGCCUAUGAGGAGCUCCUUAGCUGGUGUCAAGCCAACACAGCAAACUAUGACGGCAUUAAGGUGGAAGACUUCACAUACUCCUGGAAAAGCGGCCUGGCCCUGUGUGCCCUAAUACAUCACUUCCGACCAGAACUGCUAGACUUUAAUUCAUUGGACCAAAAUGACCCUGUUGGGAACAACCAGCUGGCCUUGGAUUUGGCUGAGCAGGAACUAGGGAUCCCUCCCAUCCUCUCCAGCACAGAAAUAGCAUCUGUGUCUGAGCUUGAACAGCUUGGCUUGAUCACCUACUUGAGCCAGUUUUAUGAUGCCUUCAAGACCUCUCCAGAAGCAGAGGAGAAAGAAUUAAAAUCUCUGACACCACGUGGCACGAAAGGAGCAAUCCUCUUCCUCAGCAAGCUUCAGAAAACUCUCUCUCUCACACGUAAACGGAACCUGGAGAGCUCCACUGCGGAUGCAGAAGCCAAGAAGAUGAAGCAAGAGGCUGGGAGCCCUCCUGUCUCCACUGCACAAAGCAGUGAUGCCUGCUAUUUCUGUGGAGAGCACGUGUAUAUCCUGGAGCGAGGCAGUGCCGAGGGGCACUUCUUCCAUCGAGGCUGUUUCAAGUGUCAUCAGUGUAAGACCACGCUGCGGCUAGGGGACUUUGCCUUCAAUGAAGAUGAUGGCCAUUUCUACUGCAUGCUGCACUGUUCAGCCUCCACAGAUCCAACUGCACCCAACAACAGAACUUCUGCUGAAGCAACGCGUAAGGAUUCCUUCCUCUACAAGCCUUCCCAAAAAGGCAUUCUAGACAUGGCUACAGAAGAGAGUAGAAUGGAAACUGAUUCAGAUCAGCAAGGACCAGAUGAGAAUCUGUCUUCCAUUAUGGAUCAGCUGCCAGCAGGCAAACCUGAAGAACUUCAGAGAUCAGAUUCUGAAGAACCCAGUUUAUUCCCAUCUGGAGUGAAUGGAAGUGCAGUGACGAUAAACUCAGCUCCACAGCCACAUCAGGAGGCUUCUGUUGUGGGUGAUGAGGAGUUGGGCAACUCUGUCCCUGAGGCUGACUUGGCUUCACAGGCCAUGGGUAAGACUGUAGAUGGGGACAGGACUCAUCCUAAAAACACUACACCUCGCUUUGAAAAUUCAGUGGACAGUGGGCCUCAGGAAGAGUUAAACAAGAAGCAGCUUACAGAAGUGCAUGGAGUUGAUUUAAAUCCUGCAGUUUCUGGAAAAGUGCCAACUGAUCCAAGCUCCAAACUAGAACAGGAAACAUGUGAAAAUAUCCAGAGGAGAAGGCUUUACCUGUCAACCCUGGAGAAGCGUGAAUUAUCUACACUGAGUCCAAUUUCAGCCUCAUUUCAUUUCACGGAUAUGUGCCUAGAAGAAUCCAGCUUCAACAAAGAAUCAGAAGAGCCAUUGGAAACUGGAAGUGACAGUGAAGAGGAAGAGGAAGAGGAAGAACAAGAACAAGAAGGAAGGAUCAAAAAGACUGAAAUAGAUUUUCACUCCUUGAGCUUGACUGAAGAAGCUCAGCGUCCCACCUGGAAAAGGACCUUGGCACGACGAGCCAAAGAAGCCCAAAUGAAGAGGUUCUGCAAAGCGCAGUUAAUCCAGAGGCGGCUAGAAGAGAUCGAAGUCACUUUCCGUGAGCUUGAGAAAAAGGGAGUGCAGCUGGAGCGCUCUCUGCGGGAGAGGGGAGGAACCGGGUCUGAGCUAAAGACACUCUGGAUGAACCAGCUGCUCUCCCUGGUUCAGAAGAAGAACAACCUGCUGUGUGAGGAGUCUGAUCUCAUGAUGGCGGUGCAAGAGUUGAAGUUAGAAGAGCAGCAGUGCCAACUGGAUCAAGAGCUGCGACAGUACUAUAAUAUGAAUGAGGCUUCAAAAACUCUUGAGGACCAGCUGGCAGAGAAGAAGAUCCUGUCCCAGCUAGUGACGGUAGUGAAUCAGCGCAGUGCCCUGAUUGAGAUGCAAGAGAAGAAGCGUCUCAGCGAGCUCUCUGCAUAUGCUCCAUUGAACCUCUGGAAGAGUUGAGUUGGCUGGACCGAAGUCGCUGGGACUUAAGUCUUUGUUCAGAAGGCUGGCGCAGCACAGAGCUGCACAAGGAAGGAAGCUGCCCUUUAGCAAAGAUCUCUUUAAGCCAUCCCGGCCCACGUGGGAUGCUGCACAAAAUGACAAAAGGGGCCCAGACUGUGGCAGCAGCAAAGUGUGUGCUGUGAGCAACAUCUGAGGUUUCCGCCAAUGCCUGCAAAGAGUCAGGGCGUAUGCAUGGUUUCUGUGGUGCUUUCUAGCUUUUCAUAGGAAGAACUAGCCUGGCCUUGAUGCUCCCCCAGCUAUAGGGCUGUGACUGUGUGAAGCAAUAGUAAGACAGGAAGCACAGUAGAUUUUUUGUUUUUUGCCCAAAGCAAUUUUAUUACAAUGUAUCUUUAAGAUUGUAACCGGUGUAAUGAGACAGUUGGAAGAUGAGUAAGUGCCUGCAACCCCAUCUCAGCAGGCAGCUUUGCUUUCAUGCACUGCUGGAAGCUGCAAUGUUUGCUACUCCAGCUUCUUAAGGAGUACCAGAGUUGGCGUCCCAGUGUGGAAGUAAACAAUACAUGUUCCCUCUUUGCCUUUUGUCCAAGCCCUUUUCUAAACAACCACCAUGCAAUGUUCCUUCAGGCAAGUUGGAGGAGCUUUGCUGAAGAAGUACUGGAAGUACUUGCCUGGAUCUCACAGCUUCAUGUUAGUCCAAGACGGAGAAACAGCAGAAACUUCAAAAGAAUAUGCAAAGUUAAACAAAGGGGUUUUUGAAACAGGGCAUGAGAGAUUCGCUGGCUGGAGGUGUGAGGCUGGGAAUAGACUCUCCCAAAUUAAAAAUGGCACAGACAUGUGAGGACACAGGGCCAUCACUAAAGAGCCAAGUAGCUGUCCACACCUUCGCAUAAGUAACACAUUUAAUAGGUGUUGUAUUUCCUGAGAUAAUGCUUGACUGUGGUUUGACUACUGCAUCCUGCUAUGGAAGCACAGCCGUAAGAGGUACACCACACGAAGAGUGUUUACUUCACAGUAAACUGCUCUUGCAAGGCCUUAGGGAGCUGAGAUCACUGUUAAAUAACACAAGUCCAGGUAGGAAGAGAGAGCUUUUGUUCUGAUUGGAACGUGGCUGUGCCUGGACUGGAAUAAAGCCAUGAUUCUGACUGGAGGCAGUUUUCUCCAUUUCAAUAAAGAUGCAUGGACUGAACAGCAAGUGCUGUAAUGCUAUUUCUGAUAUAAGAUCUGUUCAGGUUUUUUUUUUCACUCCAAACUUUUGAGAAGCCAUCCAACUGCUGCGUCCACCUCCGUGUAAGAAAUGGAAGUGUCCUUGAAGGAAUAGGAUGCAAUUCCUCUGCACAGGUAAGCAGGUUUGGCCUCUGUAAUCUGCCUGGAUGGGAGACCCUCUGCAAGCCUAGCUAAGCCCCUCAGAAGAGCAGGAUAACCCUCACAGGAAGAGCCGAAUAGGCUUGGUAGAUAAACGCCUGUUUGCAUUGCAUAUGUUGUAGCAUGAUUGACUUGAUGUUUUCAGAGGCCUGUGCACAGAACAGGUAGCACUUUGGUAUGCUGCUUCUCACAGUAUUCUUUUCGAAACUGCAUGCGAGAGCUGAUUCUCAGCUACCAUGACUAUCCACUUAAAAAUGCCACACAGCACUGGCUGGCAGCUCCCUUUGCCAAGGAGGUAUCUUGAAAGGGGUGGCAAGGAAGGAGGCAUUGUCCUUUCCAGUACCCUCUCAUCUCACACUCUCGGAAGAAAAGCAAAGCAAAGCACAGAAAUGGGCUAAGCAUGGCAUGCUUCCUCCAAUUCGGUCGUAUGCACACAGCCAUUCAUUUCUCAUUCUAGCAUGUUUUAGAGGAAGGGCAGUAGCUCAGGUAACCUGCUUUGCAUAUAGAAGCUCCCCCCCCCCCUCCAGUCCCUAGUCUCUCCAGGUAUUGCUGCUGCAGUUAGAAUGGCCCAGUGAUCCUAGUCAGUGAUGGCAACUCACACUCAGCAGCCAAGUAUGGGUUGUCACUAAAUUAUGUGUUGUGGAAAAAUGGGCUAUUAUGGUGUCUGAACCCAGCUUUGCUAACAAACCAUGGUUUGUUAACCAUGCACGACCCAUGGUUGGUUGUUAGGUUGUAAACUGUGGAUUACUGAUUACUAGCACAUCAUGGUUUAUUAACAAAGCUGGAUUCGUGCACCAUGACAACACAAUUUUCUAGAAUAACCCAGUAUGGUAUAUUGGUUAGA
Molecule: messenger RNA, 6097 nt
Organism: Varanus komodoensis (Komodo dragon)
Lineage: Eukaryota; Metazoa; Chordata; Lepidosauria; Squamata; Varanidae
Product: F-actin-monooxygenase MICAL1-like
Exons: 24
Coding region: 343-3891 (1182 amino acids)
Molecular function (GO): FAD binding; protein binding
Source: RefSeq, a predicted model, not a curated record